This is a messenger RNA of Acytostelium subglobosum LB1, 366 nucleotides long. RefSeq lists its product as hypothetical. The annotation marks the transcript as partial. The transcript has a single exon. The record is from RefSeq and is a predicted model, not a curated record. Lineage: Eukaryota; Evosea; Eumycetozoa; Acytosteliales; Acytosteliaceae.
AUGUCGAUCACUGUUACAUCAAUAUAUAUAUCAAGCGCAUUCCAUAUUGCAUUCAUUAUACUUCACCUUUGCUUCUGGCGACUACUUAAGUGGGAUGAACAGUUAAAGAGAUUAAGUGCAGAUAACAAGGCUGUGAUGCAGACACUCAACCUGUGUUUGACAUUAUUGUUUGUACUGUUGACAGUACUAUUCAAUCAAUACAUGGACGAAGUGAUAACAACCAGUCUUGGUCAAGCUCUAUUCAGAAGUGUUGGUCUGUUUUGGGUGUUCCGUGCCAUACUCCAAGUGUUGCUGUUCAAUCUCAAGUCCACCGUUGAUCAAAUAUUCCUCGGCCUAUUCAUCUUUGGAUCGUACAUUCACUUGAUG